Messenger RNA from Chelmon rostratus (copperband butterflyfish), 5663 nucleotides. RefSeq names its product small G protein signaling modulator 1a (gene sgsm1a). Gene Ontology annotation, biological process: activation of GTPase activity. The transcript is spliced from 26 exons. Lineage: Eukaryota; Metazoa; Chordata; Actinopteri; Chaetodontiformes; Chaetodontidae. Gene Ontology annotation, molecular function: GTPase activator activity. The record is from RefSeq and is a predicted model, not a curated record. Bases 31 to 4104 code for a protein of 1357 amino acids.
AGUGGCGCUCGCAGGCAGGAGACAGGAUCCAUGGCAACAAUCAUGGCAGAGGCAGAGACCCGUCAGAGGCUGCUGCGCACCGUCAAGAAGGAGGUGAAGCAGAUUAUGGAGGAAGCUGUCACCAGGAAAUUUGUUCAUGAAGACAGCAGCCAUAUUGUGUCCUUUUGUGCUGCCGUAGAGGCAUGUGUUCUGCAUGGGCUGAAACGGCGGGCAGCAGGCUUUCUGCGCAGCAACAAGAUCGCAGCGCUCUUCACAAAGGUGGGGAAGAGCUUCGCCCCUGCUGAGGAGCUGUGUAGGAAGGCCCAGGAGCUCGAGCAGAUCAUCGAGACAAAACGAAGUCAAAGUUUGCAAAGUCAAGACAGCCUUCGCAAGAUGCCCCGACUGCCCAGCCUCACCCCGCAGGGAGUCAAGAACCUGUGGAUCCGAACAGCUCUUUUUGAGAAGGUGCUGGACAAGAUCGUCCUUCACCUGGUGGAGAACAGCACUAAGUACUAUGAGAAAGAGGCUGUUCUAAUGGACCCUGUGGACGGACCUAUCCUUGCCUCUUUGUUAGUGGGACCUUGUGCUUUGGAGUAUACAAAGAUGAAGACAGCUGAUCACUUCUGGACAGACCCGUCUGCUGAUGAGUUGGUGCAGAGACAUCGCAUCCAUGGUGGCCACUGCAGACAGGAUUCUCCCACUAAGAGGCCUGCACUGUGUAUCCAGAAGCGGCACUCCAGCAGCAGUAUGGAUGAACGCCCCUCCCCCUCGCCAUCAGCUCGUGAAUAUGUGGAGUCCCUACAUCAAAACAGCAGGGUGACCCUACUGUUUGGCAAAAACAAUGUGCUCGUACAACCGAGGGAUGACAUGGAGGCUGUCCCGGGUUAUCUCUCUCUGCACCAAAAUGCUGACAUCAUGACCCUGAAGUGGACACCCAAUCAGCUCAUGAACGGCUCAGUUGGAGACUUGGACUAUGAACGCAGUGUAUACUGGGACUAUGCCAUGACGAUCCCUCUAGAGGAGAUAGUUUACUUGCACUGUCAUCAACAAGUUGACAGUGGGGGGACAGUGGUACUGGUCAGUCAGGAUGGGAUCCAAAGACCUCCACUUCGCUUCCCCAGAGGAGGCCACUUGCUCCAGUUCCUCUCCUGCCUGGAGAACGGCCUGCUCCCCCAUGGCCAGCUGGACCCUCCUCUCUGGUCCCAGAGGGGAAAGGGGAAGGUGUUUCCCAAGCUGCGGAAGAGGGUUCCUCAGGGAUCUGGUUCCACAGAGUCGGUCUCAGACAAGGAGGAGGACGAGGCCACAGACUAUGUCUUCCGCAUCCUUUUUCCAAACAGCCAGUCAGAGUUUGUGACUGUAACCCAUCUGACUUCCACAAUCUCCCUUCAACUGAGUGGACAGUCCCCCUCCAAAACAGGAACCCUGGUUGUACCCAAGAGGUCCUGCAGCUGUCCUGAGGAAUCCCCCUCACUCACAGGAACCAGCUUGACUCCUCCAGACUUGAUGGAUCAGGGAGCUACAAUGUGGCAUCCCACUCUCAGGAAGUCCUCGUGUUCUUCUUGUUCUCAGGGGAGCUUCUCUGAUGGGGCCGCACCUAAGGGGUGCAACCAUGAGAGGGCUCCUCUGAAGCUGCUCUGCGACAACAUGAAGUAUCAGAUCAUCUCUCGGGCGUUUUAUGGCUGGUUGGCAUACUGCCGUCACCUGUCCACUGUGCGUACACACCUCUCUGCUCUCGUCAAUCACGCCAUUGUGGCGCCCGACGUGCCGCGUGAUGCCUACAAGGGGCUCACCACAGACGUGUGGCAGACGUUCCUCCAGGACUGCACAGCAUACGAGGAGAAGGAGCUGCUUCGCCUGGUCUACUUCGGCGGGGUGGACGCCUCGUUGCGUAAAGAGGUGUGGCCUUUCCUGCUGGGUCAUUAUCAGUUCGGAAUGUCAGAGGCCGAGAGGAAGGAGGUGGAUGAACAGGUCCAAGUGUGCUACCAACAGACGAUGCGGGAGUGGCUCGGCUGUGAGGAGAUAGUCCGCCAGCGGGAGAAGGAGCAGCACGCUGCAGCAUUAGCAAAGUGCUCUUCAGGAGCGAGCAUGGACAGUUCCAGUCAGAAGAUGAUCCACCAUGACUCCACUGUCAGUAAUGAGUCCCAGUCCUCGCAGAGCUCAGACAGACAGAGUCUGGCUCGCCUGCAGAGUGACUCCAGCAGCAGCACACAGUUGUUCACAUCCUCCCAUCCCUUCCCCUGGAGUAGCCUGCUUCCCUUUGGCUUGUUCUUUCAGGUGUUUGAGUCCGUAGAGGAGGUGGACCAGAUCGAGAUGGAGCCCAAGGCCGAAGAGACCAAACAGAUGCCAAAAAUGCCCAAUGGAGCUCUGCAGAACGGGACAAGCUCUCCUGACUCUGGCCAUCCCUCCUCCCGCAACUUCUCUGUCACCUCUGGCCUGUCAGACGGCUCGCUCAGCACAGAGGACAGUGCUGCACCGGAUACUACCCCGAGAUCUGCAGCUGUCCCUCAGGCGCCACAGAGCCCCGUCAAACCUGCAGGGGUAGAGAGCGAGGGUCUGGCAGAGGACAGUCAGAUGAAAGGAAAAGCGAAGGACACAGAGGAGGAGAGAAAAGCACCUGAUGUGAUGAAAACUGCAGAAAAUACCAAGUCUGAGUUGACAGGUGACAACAUGACCCAAGCAUUGGAAGAGGAGCUGGUGAAGGAACCCAAAACACAAGAAACCAUCGAGGAAUCUGGUGCAGUUAUAACAGUGGGGCCUGAGUGUGGAGAUAAAGACCUGGUUGCACUGGCAGACGUUAAGGGAAUUACAUCUUUAGAGUCUGGGAAAACAGAAAUAGAAAUGUCGGACGAGGAUGCCAUGAUGGUAUCAUCAGCUGCUACAGAAUCCAAAGGAGGACUUGAGCAAGUUAGUAUUGAGGGAACAUCAAAGCUCAAGAAAACAGCAGAAACAAAUGUGGAAAAGACGAAGGAAAUUGAUGAAUCAAAGACAAGUAAACCACAAGAGGUUAUACUGGCAGGAAGAAAAGAAAAUCUGUCUUUAGAUCCCAUGGCUCCUGAAAUUAAAAAGAACCUCGUUUUCUCAGCAGACAUGGGGGACUCGAGAGCAAGAGAAGCCUACUUUACCUCCCAGAAAGAUGAGGCUCAGGUCAUGACUGAAUCUGAUGAGUCUCCCUCAGCCAUAGAGAUGGAGGAGAUCCCCAAAGCCAAAGUUUCCAUGGUGCCUUGGAGCAGGAAGGGACGUUGUGAAGCGUCGUCUUUCUCCGACGACUCGUCCCCUCACGUGGAGCUCAGGCAGGAGGAGGAGCAGGGAAAGCCCAGUCCAGAGGGCACCGAGUCCAUCCUGUCUGAGGAGCCAGAGAUGGAGAGCCUUUAUCCAAACUUUGACUCUCUGGCCGGUUCUGAAAAUCCCAAGAAUAAAGAGACAUCUCAAGAAUCUGCUGGGAGUGCCUUCUCUCAAGAGCUUUUGGACUUGUACACAUUAAAUCUACACCGUAUUGAAAAGGACGUCCAGCGCUGUGACAGAAACUAUUGCUACUUCACUCCGGCCAAUCUGGAGAAACUGCGUAACAUCAUGUGCAGUUACAUCUGGAGGCACCUUGACAUCGGUUACGUCCAGGGCAUGUGUGAUCUGCUGGCUCCGCUUCUAGUCAUUCUGGAUGACGAGGCCAUGGCCUUCAGCUGCUUCACUGAGCUCAUGAAGAGAAUGAAUCAAAACUUUCCACACGGAGGAGCUAUGGACACUCACUUUGCCAACAUGCGCUCUCUAAUCCAGAUCCUGGACUCCGAGCUGUUUGAGCUAAUGCACCAGAACGGAGACUACACCCACUUCUACUUCUGCUACCGCUGGUUUCUCCUAGACUUCAAGCGAGAGCUCGUCUAUGAUGAUGUGUUUUCAGUCUGGGAAACCAUCUGGGCAGCCAAGUAUGUCUCUUCCAGUCACUUUGUCCUCUUCAUCGCCCUGGCGUUGGUGGAGAUCUACAGGGACAUCAUCCUGGAGAACAACAUGGACUUCACUGACAUCAUUAAGUUCUUCAAUGAAAUGGCCGAGCACCACAACAUCAAGCAGAUUUUGACGCAGGCCAGAGAUCUGGUCUGCAAGGUGCAGAUGCUGAUAGAGAACAAGUGAAUUGUGCUGUUUGUCUUCUUUUCCUUCCAAGUAAACUAUGAAUGGCUGUAGCAGCACAAGAGUCAAGUACACACACACUCACUCACUACACAAAGCCUUUACAAUCAGUUUGCUGCUAUGAGCCUUAUCGACUGUAUCUGAGAUGUUGUUUGUGUUGUCAACAGGUGUGUGAGAAUAUUAUGCUUCAUAUUUGUCAGUAUGUUCAAGUGGGGAAAAAAGUAUCUGAAAAAUAGUUUCUUUAAUUUCUAAAUAUUUUUGUCAGAAAUCCCUUAAGUGUCGAUCUCAAUUCGAGUGCACUUAAUAUUUUGAGAUAAGGAUGGUUUUAGUUGCACAUUUCAAACCAUAAUGCAGAGGUGAAUUCAACCAGAGACUAUAUUUAUGAGAAAAAUACAUUGUGGUACUAGUUUAUAAUUAUUUUAAUAACCAAAGUCUACAAGAUUAAACAUUAAAUAUAUCAGCAAGUUAUCCCUCUAUUCCCGCCCCUUAAUGAAGGAAGGAAUGUCAGCAGACUUUUAAUUUUCUUUAAAUACAACACCCCAAAGCCAAAUUAAUUUUCACUAAUGACUGAUCGAAAACACUGGCCUGUCGUCCAAAAUGUAACUCAAACUCAGUUAUGUUUAACACAACGUUAAUAAAUUAAUUUAGCUUUUAGCACCAUGUCAGUGAUUUAGCAUCCAACAGUGUUUUUAAUGUCCUUGAACUGCCUUGUCUGCCAAAUGUUAUGUCUUUGUGUGAAAUGUACUGUACUAAGGAGAAAAAUGUGUUUAACUUAUGAGCAUUAUAUUAUGUUAAGAAUUGUAAAAUCAUAAUCUAAUAUUUAAGUGACUUAUGGAUGUCUGAGCAGAGAUUUAUAUAAAACAACAAGCCUGAUUUGAUAGCCCUCUUGAGUAAUUUUUCAUUAUCCAGUGAACCACUGUAUAUUUUGUAAAGUGUGCAGUUUUGCUCACCUUGAUUUUUGUCUUGCAUUGUCUGCUGCCUGUUUGUUGAAUCAAAUGUUAAUUUCAGCUGGAGUACGAUUGAAAAUAAUAGAGUGAUAAUGUUUAGUCACAGUGACCAAAUGAAAAGUUUUGUGGUUUCUUAUUAUUCACAUUCUUUUGUGUGACUUAAACACAGAGAUGAAAAUGAAAGGUGCAGUUUGACACUUUGUCAAAAUGAAUUGCAAAUGACCUGAUGUUUUGAGGGAAACUGUUUUGAUGUUUUUGGCAGAUUGGGGGCUUGUGAGGACAUACAAUAUAUAUCCGUUUAACCUUUUAAAUUAGUUUUAUGUUGGUCCCAGUUACUGACAUACACGGUCGUCAUUCAUCGCCUGAACUCAGUUGGUCUUCUAGUGUUGCUUCAUGAAUGUGAUAAGAUGAAUUGCUUUUAAUAUUGAUGUUUCUUUGUGAACGCUAACUGCUGUCAGAAAACCUGUUAUAAUUUUUUGUGACAUUUAUUUGCCAAGUAUUUAUUUAUGUAUUUAUUCGUUCAUUUUCUCAUUCAGAUGCUGCUUUGUUUGUAAAGCUGAUAUUUUUAUUUUGUGGCCAGUUCUAAUUGUGUAUUGUAAAACAAUCAAAUUCUAU